CGAGCCCGGCCCCUCCUGCCGCGCGGGCGCCCCGCCUCCCCGCCCGCGGCGCAGCAUGGCCGCGCAGGCGCUCCUCCUGGAGCCGCCAUGGCCGCGAGGGGCCGGCUGUCGAUGCGGUCGCGGCUGGCCGCGGCUUUCGCGCUCCGCCACGGCGGCUGCCCGGCGGAGCCGGGCACCGAGCCGCCCGCCGAGGGCCAGCCAGAGGCGCAGUCCGCGGCCGCUCUGCUGGACGCCAGCGCCUGCGCGGCGGCGACGCCGAGGGGCGCCGACGGCCGGCCCGGGACGCGCUCUGGCGCCGACGCGCCCGCUCCGCAGCGCCCCAGCGGGGAGGCCAAGGUCGCCCACAGGGCAUGCCUGCAGCGGGAGAUCGAGCGGGCGCUGGCGGAGGAGCUGGACGGGCUCCGGAAGGGGCUUGCGGAGGCUGCGGCGGGGCCCCGGGAGCGGGCGCUGCCACCCCCCAGGCCGCCGCCGCCGGCGCCGCGGCCGCCGAGGCGCGCCUGCGCCGCCAGGGAGGCCGUGAGGCCCAGCGCGGAGUGCACCCAGGGCACCUCCGCUGGCGAGAAGCUGGUGUGGGGCCAGAGGGCGUGGAGCCCGGGGCCGAGUGCCCUCGAACAGGACCUGGAACCGCACGAGCACGGGGGCCGCAGCAGUCCUUCCAGGACCCUGCGCACCGCGGCGCCCGAGCUGCCCAGGGAGGAGCGGCUGGCGUGGGAGCACGCCAAGGCCGGCGAGCAGGAUGCGCAGCGCGCUCAGCGCUGGAGGGCGGCGGCCGUGGCACGGGAGGAGGCGCGUGCCCGGCACGCGUCGGAGCAGGCCGCCCGCGACGCGGAGCUCGAGGAGGCGCUGCUGGAAGCCCGCGCCCGCUUCCGGCCGGGCCAGGAGAAGGUGCUCGAGGCGGCCAGCAGGCUGCGGGCGCAGCGCUCGCAGCGGCCCGCGGCGGCGGAGCCCGCUCCCGCCCACAGACGGCCGCCGGCGGCGGAGGAGGACGAGGAGCUGCAGGCGGCGGAGCAGCGGCGGCGCGAGGAGCUCCAGGCCAGGAUCUCCGCGGAGGAGGCGCGCUGGGAGCAGGCCCUGGAGCGCGAGAGGGCGCAGCAGGAGGAGGCGCGCGCCGCGUGGCGCAGGGACACCGAGGCGGCGCUGGCGGGGCGCGCGGACGCCAUGUCGGAGGUCGAGCGCCGCCGGAGGCUGCACGCGGCGCGCGCGCGCGAGGAGAUGGAGAGGCUGGAGCGCCUGGCGCAGGAGCGGCGCAGGGACCUCGAGGAGCACCUCCGGCGGUGGACGGAGCAGCACAGGCGCUGCGCGGACGCGCAGAGCGCGGCCUCCACCGCCUUCGUCCAUGGCUUCCGGGCCAGCAUGUUCGUGGAGCGCGAGGUGGGGCCGCGGCCGCCGCCGUGGCGGACGUGUCCGCGAGGCUGCGCGCGGCGGCCGCCCUGCCCGAGGAAGGGCGCAAGGCCGUUCUCGCGGAGCUGCGCCUGCAGUGGCAUCCGGACAAGAACCCCGAGAACCAGGAGGUGGCCACCAAGGUGUUCCAAUUCAUGCAGGAGCUGAAAGGAAGGCUCUGGCACUGAAUCGGGGCGCGAAGUUUCGGCUG
This is a messenger RNA of Prorocentrum cordatum, 1591 nucleotides long. The record is from the annotation of a GenBank genome assembly. NCBI's taxonomy places the organism in Eukaryota, Dinophyceae, Prorocentrales, Prorocentraceae.